Messenger RNA from Canis lupus familiaris (dog), 8332 nucleotides. It is a transcript of the gene KCNN3, whose product is annotated as potassium calcium-activated channel subfamily N member 3. Bases 347 to 2458 code for a protein of 703 amino acids. Gene Ontology annotation, molecular function: small conductance calcium-activated potassium channel activity; calmodulin binding. The transcript is spliced from 10 exons. Gene Ontology annotation, biological process: potassium ion transmembrane transport. NCBI's taxonomy places the organism in Eukaryota, Metazoa, Chordata, Mammalia, Carnivora, Canidae. Gene Ontology annotation, cellular component: neuronal cell body; plasma membrane; neuron projection. The record is from RefSeq and is a predicted model, not a curated record.
GGCUGGGCUUGCAGCGGAGCGCUGGCCGCAGGAGGGGAGCAAAGCUGUUGAGCCCGCGAGGAGUGAGGCUGAGCCCGGCCCUGCGCGCUCCCAGAGGGCCACCUCCUGAGACGGAGUUCCUCCUCAGCUGCUUCUGGCUCCGGGCUCCUCCUGCCCAGUGCAAUGCAUCCUUGAGUGGCGGCGUCUGGACCCCGGGCAGCCCCAGGCAACCGAAACCAAGAAAGAAGACUGGGGCCAAGACACGCGGUGGGGGCUUGGAAGCCUGGUUCCCUCUGAGCACAUCUCUGGAGCGAGGGUGGCUUUGGGGUGGGGAGUUGUGCUGCAGGGAAUCCAGCCAGGCCCCAAGAUGGACACUUCUGGGCACUUCCAUGACUCGGGGGUGGGGGACCUGGAUGAAGACCCCAAGUGUCCCUGUCCAUCCUCCGGGGACGAGCAGCAGCAGCAGCAGCCAGCCGCGGCCCCCCAGCAGUCCCCGGGACCCCUGGUGUCGCCUCAGCCUGCGCAGCUCCAGCAGCAGCCGCCACCACCACCGCAUCCCUUGUCUCUGCUUGCCCAACUCCAGAGCCAGCCCGUCCAGCCCGGCCUGCUGCACUCCUCUCCCACGACGCUCAGGGGCCCCCCUUCGGCCAACUCCACUGCCGUCCUCCACCCUUCCUCCAGGCAGGGCAGCCAGCUCAAUCUCAAUGACCACUUGCUUGGCCACUCUCCAAGCUCCACAGCCACAAGUGGGCCUGGUGGAGGCAGCCGGCACCGGCAGGCCAGCCCCCUGGUGCACCGUCGGGACAGCAACCCCUUCACGGAGAUCGCCAUGAGCUCCUGCAAGUACAGUGGUGGGGUCAUGAAGCCUCUGAGCCGGCUCAGUGCCUCCCGGAGGAACCUCAUUGAGGCCGAGCCCGAAGGCCAAGCCCUCCAGCUCGUCAGCCCUAGCAACCCCCCAGAGAUCAUCAUCUCCUCCCGGGAGGACAACCAUGCCCACCAGACCCUGCUCCACCACCCCAACGCCACCCACAACCACCAGCACGCCGGCACCACCGCCAGCAGCACCACCUUCCCCAAAGCCAACAAGCGGAAAAACCAAAACAUUGGUUAUAAGCUGGGGCACAGGAGGGCCCUGUUUGAAAAGAGGAAGCGGCUCAGUGACUAUGCUCUGAUUUUUGGGAUGUUUGGAAUUGUUGUUAUGGUGAUAGAGACCGAGCUCUCUUGGGGUUUGUACUCAAAGGAUUCCAUGUUUUCCUUGGCCCUGAAAUGCCUUAUCAGUCUGUCUACCAUCAUCCUUCUGGGUUUGAUCAUCGCCUACCAUACACGGGAAGUCCAGCUCUUUGUGAUCGACAACGGCGCAGACGACUGGCGUAUUGCCAUGACCUACGAGCGCAUCCUUCACAUCAGCCUGGAGAUGCUGGUGUGUGCCAUCCACCCUAUCCCCGGUGAGUACAAGUUCUUCUGGACAGCCCGCCUGGCCUUCUCCUACACUCCGUCUCGGGCAGAGGCCGACGUGGACAUCAUCCUGUCUAUCCCCAUGUUCCUGCGCCUGUACCUGAUUGCCCGCGUCAUGCUGCUGCACAGCAAGCUAUUCACUGACGCCUCGUCCCGAAGCAUCGGGGCACUCAACAAGAUCAACUUCAACACCCGCUUCGUCAUGAAGACCCUCAUGACCAUCUGCCCUGGCACCGUGCUGCUUGUGUUCAGCAUCUCGCUGUGGAUCAUCGCUGCCUGGACGGUCCGUGUCUGUGAAAGGUACCACGACCAGCAGGACGUCACCAGCAACUUCCUGGGUGCCAUGUGGCUCAUCUCCAUCACAUUCCUGUCCAUUGGUUAUGGGGACAUGGUGCCCCACACGUACUGCGGGAAGGGCGUCUGUCUGCUCACGGGCAUCAUGGGUGCAGGCUGCACUGCCCUCGUGGUGGCAGUGGUGGCCCGGAAGCUGGAACUCACCAAAGCAGAGAAGCACGUUCACAACUUCAUGAUGGACACUCAGCUCACCAAACGGAUCAAGAAUGCAGCGGCCAAUGUCCUGCGGGAAACAUGGCUCAUCUACAAACACACAAAGCUGCUAAAGAAGAUUGACCAUGCCAAGGUUAGGAAGCACCAGAGAAAGUUCCUCCAGGCCAUUCACCAACUGAGGAGCGUCAAGAUGGAGCAGAGGAAGCUGAGUGAUCAAGCCAACACCCUGGUGGACCUUUCCAAGAUGCAGAAUGUCAUGUAUGACCUGAUCUCAGAGCUCAACGACCGGAGUGAAGACCUGGAGAAACAGAUCGGCAGCCUGGAGUCCAAGCUGGAGCACCUGGCGGCCGGCUUCAGUUCCUUGCCACUCCUCAUUGCCGACGCCCUGCGCCAGCAGCAGCAGCUCCUGUCUGCCAUUGCCGAGGCCAGGGGCGGUGCGGCGGGCACCACCCACACACCCCCGGCCUCUGACAGCCCCCUCGGGGUGCCUCUACUUGGGAGCAGGAAGAGGAGGUGACAGGAAGCGGUGCCUCUGGCAGGGCCAUGGCUGCAGAACUGGUGCAGAACAGAAAUCCACGUCAAUCUCAGAAUGGUGCUCCUGUUGCCGUGACAGUGUGGCCGCACUGAUAAACAGAUGUCUACACAGAUGAAAUUCCGUGAAAUGUCUUUGUGGCAUGAAUUCCAUCUCACAAGUGGAGACCACAGACAGGUCACCCUGCGUGUGCCGCCGAUCCUGGUCGCUGACCCAUAGCCCUCACCUGUCACCUGUUCACCCUUUCCAUUCCAUGCACACUCGUACAGGGACUUAGUCUUAAUUUCAAAUAAAUGAUACACAAGACUGCAUUGCCACCCCCCUGUGCAGACGGUCAACCUGUCAAGGUCUGUGGAUAAUGCUGUGCACCUAAGUGACCCCUGAAGAACAAGCAUAUAACCUUGGGAGGGGGCUGGAGUUACCUCCAGCAGCAGCAGCCACUGGCACCCCAGAAACACGCGGGCACUGGUGGCAUGACCCAACCUACUGGUAGUGCAAUAGCUGUGUGUGGUUUCUUUCCUUGGUGAAAGAAUACUUAAUCCUCAAAAACAGGUGAUCAAACCUGCUUACUGACUUGCAAUGGUAAAGGGGAGGCUGCUUCUCUGUACCAUGUUUCAACUUCAUGUGGGAAGUUACCCAUUCUCCUGUGAACACAUUCAACCCUGAUGAUCCCAGGAUGGAUCACCAAAGUGCAGGUCCCUCCAGGUUUCCUCUCUGCGGCCCAUCUUUUGGCUAAUUCCUCUGUGCCUCAGCAUCACAGUCAGACGGGAAAGGUGCAGGUUGACUGUCAUGCCAGGCCUUCUUCUUCCCUAUUCUCGUUUGGUGGUGGAGGAGGUUUAAUUAGCUUCUCAAGAAUUGGCUCUAUGUAAACAUGAUUCAUCACAAUAACUUAGCUCUAGUGCUGAACUCAUUGCAUUCUGCUCACUCCUGGAAGGCGGACCCAGCAUCAGAACCCUCCUGUCACUUGUCUGAUGACUUAGUGACAGGUGAAAUACCACAAUAGUCCCCCAAAAUAUCUAGACACUUGAAUCAAAACUACAGAGCCACCCCUCAUCACAUAAGCCAUAUUCUAGCCUCAUGUACUGUAAAGUCAGGGAGGUACUGUGAUACUUUAAGACCACUGGUGUCAGUGGAAUUUCAGGACAUAGCACCAGGUGGUAAAUCAUGCCAGUCUAGGGGCUCGCUCCUCCUCAGGCUGAAGUCCAAAUAUCAAUCUGUACCUUUGGAUCAAAGGACACAUGUGCCUGCCCAUCAUCAAUAAACUGCCAUAAAGUGUCUGAACUGCUCUUGCCCUGCUUGUAAUAUGCAGCUUCCUGACAUCAUAUCUCUAAAAAUGUUAAUGCAAUGCAAGAGAACAAGAGAGGUGAGGCCCUGGGGUACCUUGGGCUUCUGGCCUCGGUGAGUGCCAGUGGCACAGCGGCAAACUCUGAGAAUGAGGCGCCAGCAAAGUCCCAGUGGGCAUGCAUAGGUCUCCUUGCUUAUUAAAGGCUGAGAAGGAGCAGCAUCAAAGAAAUCAUUAUUUCAAUACAUUUGAGGACCUCCCCCUUAUAUUCCUAGUGAUUUCUGUGUGAGUAAAGGAAGGAAAAAGGAAGAAAGCUAGAGAUACAGAAUCGGAGUAAAUAAGCUCUAAUGCUGGACCCACAUCUUUGGCCAAUUAGUAUAACCACCUCACCCCUCGGUUUCCAUGUGGUGAGAAUGAAGAUGAUAGUUAACAUCCUUCAACACAAAGUACUCAGUAGGUUUUACGUGGAGUCACGAUCGUCUUCAACAGCAGCCAGACUGCGUUCCCGUCCAGCCCACACUCGGGUGUGGCAUCUGAGUGUCCUCAAGGGUUAGUGGAAGUGACUAUGACGUGUCAACUGUGUAGGGAGGAAUGUGAGACCGGCACACGGGCCCUCUCUCCUCCCUUACAGUGUCCCCUCCACCAUCCAUGCAUCUCAAAUUAGGAAUCAGCGUUUCAUCCCAGAAUGAAUGUGUGGCUCUCACAGUACCACAGCAUAUACACUAGGAAGUCAUCGCACUACCAGUAGGUUCCACGCUCUUUAAGUUACUGCUUUUAAAUCCUAAAAUGUGUCCCCAGUUCCACACAGCCAUGCUACUUCCCUGAAAGUUGCUUCAAAGCAGAGUAAGCAUCUGCUAGUCGUCGUGUUGCCUGUAUGAACUUGGCAGCACUGGGUUUCAGUACGUAGACUGCUGUCCUGGGGUCUCCUGGUUGGUGUGGGUCAGCUCCCCCCAUAGUGACCACGCCCUGGACACUGUCCCUACACUGUCCCUUCCUUCUCUGCUGCCACCAAAGUAAGCAUGGAAUGGGAAUGGGGCCGUUGAUGCCACCAAAAAGGGAUGUUCCAGGGACUGCGGCAUGAACUGCCUGCUCCUGGUAGUUGAAUAUAGAUGGGUGCCUGUCAUCCUGAAAGCUUGUGCCAGGCUGCAUAAGUAGAGGUUAACAUUAAACUCCUGUCAGAUGAGUAAUGCGUAGAUUUUGUACUGAAAUAGAUGGAAACUUUUUAAGAAGCACUCGGUGCAGUGGUGUAUGAACAGACAGAGAAAACCAGUAGCUGUGACCUGCUUUCCUUACACCAUUACUGGAAACACCCAAACAUCAACUGGAGUUCCUUCUGAACAAAACCAUUAUCAAAGCUUCAACAUGUGACCUCCAAAUCUAGGUGCCAAGUGCCGUGCGACAGUUGUUUACACGCCUGAGAAGCAGGCUCAGGAAGCUAUAUCUUGGGCCUGGACCAUGUGUUAAAACAAAAGAAAUGUGCCCAGCAAAGCUGUUGGAGGAAAAGCACAAAAUUCAACACCAACCUGUAGUUAGGAUCCCAAAGAAAUGCUGAAUUUAUAGCCAAAAACAAAAAUCAGUGACUAAUCAAACAUGAAUCUGACUGGAACAGCCAACAUCCAGGUUCCCAGAGGAAGGAGAGGGAAUAAAUGACAUUCUCUAGCUGUGUCCCAUGGUCUCAACCAGGACCAAUCCACCUUCGUCAGACAUUUUAAUGGCGCAACAACUCACUUUGGUCCCGGACUCCGUGGCCCGCGCUGAGCAGAAGAGAAGAGGAGAGAGCACAUUUUCAUUGGUGAACUCGGAAACUGAAGUGUUUGUGUUCAGAAUCAUGUGAGCUUCAAUAGGAAUUUGCAUCUUGCCUCUGUACUGCUUGCUAUUUUUUAAUGAUAGGAGAAAGCAUAACAGUUUAUUUUAAAUAUGAAAUAUAUUGCUAUAUUAUAAAAUAUAUUGUAACUUUGAACUAACAUUUUGUAUCACACUAGUGUUUGGCAGGCCCAGUGGCAGCCUGCUCUCCCAACGACUGUUUCUGAGUACACAUCACCCAGACUGAGGGGCUUAGCCUCGGGAACUGCCGUCUUGUAAUUCCCUAAGACUUGCCCAUUAGAGACAAGAAUAAUGUUCCAGGUUUAGAAGAAUAACUCUACCCAAAGCUCUAUCAAGCCAUUUCAGAUGAGAUUGUAAAAGCCAUGACUCCCUUAGUAGCUGUGCAGAGCCAGUUUCACGAUGGGCAGGUUCUCCCCAUGUAAAUGCAAAGUUUCAAUAUGAAAGUGAUAGGAGUCUCAAGCUGAGCCACUGGCUCUUCCUUUGGGAAUGUCAGAAUUGGGCGUAAGGGAGAGUUCUCCUGUGACACGAAAGACUCAAAAUUCUAGACGCUGUGAGUGUGUGUAUCUAAGCCAGAGUCAAGCCACUGGGAGCUUCACUUACACAGGCCCAGGGAGACCCCCAUACGAUGUGCAGAUGUGCGGAGGAGCUCCUCUGAGCCCUCAGGACCCUGCAUUUAUUCACAGCUCCAGGGGGAGUAAGGGAGGAAGCAGGACACGCACAGCAAUACCUGGCAAAGUGCCGGGCUUCCCUUUCUGCUCCUUUAAUUCAGCCCUUUAGUGGCAGGAAAGGAGCUUCAAAGGAGGUGUUGUCUUCAUUAGCAGAAUUGGGGAAAUUCUCUACUCGAGCAACUCCUGAACUCCAUUCCCUUCCUUGUCUGAGUCGUAAUUGAGACUCAUGUAGAAUUCUCACUUCCAUCCUCUGAGUGAUGGAGGGACUAUUUCUAGGUGAAAACAGGAUGUGUUUAGUUAUAGAACACAGGUUUUCUAGAAUCAGUGGGGCCCUCUUGUUUGUUAGCAUCACCCUGGGCUGACACUGCACCCAUGGAAACCAAGCAGCAUCAGGGCACCUGGGCUCCUGUCUUUUCCCUUCUCAACCUGAAAAUUUACACAGACAGAGUGCAAGACAACAGGUUUUUUCCUGGGGAAAAGCUGGUACUGGUAACCUGAAAGAAAAAGAUGCCAACGCUCGCUCCAAGCUGCUUGUGUGGCUGAGAGCUCACUUGCACACACAGCUUAUUUUUAUUGAACGAACUGCUCACAGUGUCUGCUACACCCCCAAUUACAUGUAAGGGUGGGUUCCACUAAGGCCAUCAGAACUCCAGGGCACCUGCUUUUAGCAGGUUACUCACUUGCUGGCUAAUGGAAAUUAGUUUAUUCUCGAUUUUAUAUAACUGAUGAAUGUACUGGUGGUAAUUGAUUUGUCUUUUAAUACUUUUCUGCUACUAAAUAGAACUGUCUCUUUUGGCUUUUUCUUCUAGCACUCCUCAGACUCAGACUUUUACAUUUAUAGAGAGCAAAUAUAUUCUGAUUUUCCCCUCAAAGUUAUUAUUCAGUCUAGACCAAGAAAAACAAUGCAAAUUCCUGAUUUGGGGAAAGCAGACCUCUUGACAUUAAUUCAGGUAUAUGGCUGUACACUAAUCCUUGCUACUCAAAGUGUGGUCCACAGACCAGCAGUGUCAGCAUCACCUAGGAACUUAGAAAUGCAGACUCUAGGACCCCAUGCCAGAUCUGCUUAAUCCAAUUUGGCAUUUUAACGAGAUCCCUAAGUGAUCUGUAUACACAUUAAAUAUUGAAAAGCUCUGGCCUCACCACACAGCAACAGUAACCAACACCAUUAAUAGCUAGAAAAUUAAACCAUUUGUUCUUUGACCCUCAUUUACAGAAUUACUUGAUGAAGUAAAGUCCUGUAUGAUCAUAAGGAUAAAAACAGAUGCAUCUCACAAUUUCAUUUGAGGUCAUGUAAUGUGGCUGGUGUACAAACAGGAGCAGCCUUUAAAAAAAAAAAAAAAAAAGCUUGCUUUGUAACCUUGAGCCCCUUCAAAGUCCCUUUUUAGGUUUCUGGUUUUAGCCUGUGCUGGCAGGGCCAUUGGAAUAUCAAGUGGCCCCCAGGGGAGGUCCCCCUGGAAGAGUACCCAGUCCCUGCUCAGCACAGUACAGAAAUAGCGGCAUCUGUGCUUCUUCCUUGAGAAAUUCAGCAACCUACCAAUGAGGACUCUCCUCCCCAGAGGAAACCUAGCAAGAGAAGUUAGUUUAAACUUCUAGAGACAUUCCUAAUCUCUUUUCAAGCCAGUUCUUUUAAUCAUUACCCCAACCAGAGACACUCUAAGAUGAUCAAGGAAAAAUGUGGAUUAUAUUGGCACCACAAAUCGAUAUGUACCCAGAAACAGUUAUGUUCUAAAUUAAUGGCUUUAACCUGUUCAUUGUAAAAAGUGCCUUGGACUUCGAUCUAAAGAGGUCAGUAUAAAUAUGUGUGUGUGUGACAUAUGUAGGCAAAUAUUUACAUAUUUAUACAUACAUAGGUGCACACACAUGUACCCGCACAUUCAUAUACAAUAUACACAUACAUAUAUAAACGCUUCAUGAUAUGUCAUAUUGCUAUUCUCAGUUCCAUUUAUUUUGUCUGGUCCUAUGUUAUUUGUUUAGUGACACCUUUACAUAGAGAGGUUCUAUUCAGGACAUUGAUGUAUUUUUUUUGUUUGUUUUUUACUUUUUAUUAAAAAGGUAAAGGAUAUUAAAAAAAAAAAAAAAAGUCAA